Molecule: messenger RNA, 441 nt
Organism: Dovyalis caffra
Lineage: Eukaryota; Viridiplantae; Streptophyta; Magnoliopsida; Malpighiales; Salicaceae
Source: the annotation of a GenBank genome assembly
AUGGCAGAAGAAUUGGUUUUGCUGGGUUUGUGGGCUAGCCCUUUUGCAAUGAGGGUGAAAAUUGCCUUGGCAGAGAAUGGGAUCGAUUAUGAGUCAAAGGAGCAGGAUUUACUCAACAAGAGUCCUUUGCUUCUAGAGAUGAAUCCUAUUCACAAGAAAGUUCCUGUCUUGAUCCAUAAAGGGAAGCCAAUAUGUGAGUCACUCAUCAUAAUUGAGUAUAUUAAUGAAAUUGUGCUUAACGCACUGAUGUUAUGGACACCAAAAAGUGAACGCCAAGCAGGAAAGGGUCUCGUAGAAAGCUUUAAAGCGUUGGAAGGAGAACUUGGUGACAAACCAUAUUCUGGAGGUGGGAUCUUUGGUUUUAUAGACAUUGCACUCAUUCCCUUCCACAACUUUUUCUAUGCAUUUGAGACAAUUGGAAAAUUUAGCAUGGAAGAGUAG